Messenger RNA from Penaeus chinensis, 1389 nucleotides. Its product is annotated as Down syndrome cell adhesion molecule-like protein Dscam2. NCBI's taxonomy places the organism in Eukaryota, Metazoa, Arthropoda, Malacostraca, Decapoda, Penaeidae. Gene Ontology annotation, molecular function: protein binding. Bases 651 to 1235 code for a protein of 194 amino acids. The transcript is spliced from 5 exons. The record is from RefSeq and is a predicted model, not a curated record.
UUCAGGGCGAGAUGACGUCCUACUACAUUCCUAUCGUGGCUGUGACCACCAUCAUCCUGGCGGCUUCGCUGCUGGACUUAACUCUUCUCGGGUUGGAGGAAGGCGUGGACCCCGGUAAAGGUUUUGAAGUAGCAAGGCCUUGGACACUGCUGGUUGUUGUGUGCAAAAUCGGUGUGAGAAUACGAACGGCUUUACUGUUGCGCGAUAGAUUUUUCUAGCGUGAAGCAACCUUGUGGUUAAGCUUCAAGGGGUCUUCUACGUCUCCGUCGGGAAGCUAUUGGAGAUGAAGCCCGAAAGAAAGCAGUCAGCGAGAGCAUCGAAAAAGGUCCUUUGGGGAAGCUGGGUUCUCCUCCCCGCCGACGACGCCAGACGCGUGGCGUACCUCACGUGAGAAUGUCACGUGAUUUUCUGGAACCUUCCGGAGCACAAGGAUUGGCAACAUCUUCGAUUGGCAAUUUGGACCCUCCGGGGCAGAAGGAUUGGCAAUAGAGUAGUUUGGCAAUAGUUGACCUGUACUUCACGUGACAAGUAACGUGACUCACGUGACCUAAAAUCAAUUAUCUGAUUGGCCGAAACCCUGUGGAAAAUCGUAUAAAAGGCCAUGCAGAGGUCAAGGUAAUCACUCGCCAGCUCAAGACCUUUUCUUGAAAAUGUCUCGAAUGCUUUCAACUCGCCGCUCCCGCAAGCCGAGGAAUUCCCCUGGAGUCCGUGCCUUGUCGUUCGACGAGGAGACAGUGGACGAUCCCCAACCAUCCACUUCCGGAGGAUAUCCUCGGUUGUGGAAUGCCCCGGACCCGCUCCUCUAUCUGUGCUCAUCCGCCGACGAAGUCGAUGAUGAGGGCUCAGAUGAGGACUACACACCUCCUUUGAAACUCUCAAGGACAAGUAAUCUCUCUGAAGUUGAAAUCUCCGGCCAGUUCAACGGUGACGACUCGGAUUGGGAGGAAUCCGAGUCCGACUCCGGAGAAUCUGCCGUGGAGGACAACUCGGAUGUAGAUUACGACUAUGUCCCGCUGGUGGAUACCUCCUUGGACUCGGACGAGCCCCUCGCGGAAUACGCCAGGCGAAAGUGGGAGCGCAACGCUCCCGGAACCCCUUCUUUUGCUUGGGCAAAGGAGGAGAACUUCGUCAGGCGUCACUGCUUCGAGGGGACACCGGGUGUACACGCACACAUUGACGAAUCGCCCGGCCCGAUGGAGAUAUUCAGCAGCCUCAUCCCAGAGGAGUUGUUUUAAACAAUUGUGGACGAGACGAAUCGGUACGCUCGACAGAACCCGCGAACCCCUUCAUCCCACAUGAAGGGGUGGGAGGACACAACGGUGCGGGAGGUCCACUCAUAUGUCGGACUUAGGUUCCUCAGUGGAGUUAGGCGAAGAAGUGCCAGAGGGA